AUGGCUGAUUAUCACCACUAUAUUCAAGAAUUUGAGGAGUUAGCAGAAUGGGAAGAGGUGAUUGAAAGGUGGACACUCAAAUUUGUUGAGAGAGCAGAUCCAUUCGCUGUGUACUCAGACAAAGAUUUCGUGGAGAGGUACAGGCUUUCCAAAGUUUGUGUCCAUCAUCUUUUGGAGAAAAUACAGGAGCAGCUACCAACUUCCAAUAACAGAAGACGUCUUCAAAUUUCACCAGAAUUACUGCUACUAGUUACACUGAAGUAUUUUGCUAUUGGCAAUUACCAGCUGACACAGGGUGACUGCACAGAUAUGUCCCAGCCAAGUGUCUGCACAGCCACUGCAUCACUUGCUCCAGAGUACAUCCAGUUCCCAAGUCCAGCCACUGAGGAAGAAGUUAUGCAACAGUUUUCUAACAUUGCAGGAAUGCCAGGUGUUAUUGGCUGUGUUGAUGAUACUCAUAUCCCCAUAAAAAGUCCUGGUGGGGUAAGUGCUGAAAUAUACCGUUGUAGGAAAGGCUACUUUUCCAUAAAUGUUAUGAGACUUUGUGAUGCCUCCCUUAAGUUCACAAAUAUUGCUGUGAACUGGCCAGGAAGUGCACAUGAUUCCCGUAUAUUUAAUGAAUCUAGACUUUGUGAUGAUCUUGAGGAAGGCAGAUACCGUGGUUUUUUGCUAGGUGAUAGUGAAUAUGCAUGCCAAUCUUACCUGCUAACGCCAUACCUAAUACCCCACACAGAAAAACAAGUUCGUUACAGUGCUGCUCAUGUUAAAACUAGAAACGUAAUUGAAUGA
Molecule: messenger RNA, 789 nt
Organism: Portunus trituberculatus (swimming crab)
Lineage: Eukaryota; Metazoa; Arthropoda; Malacostraca; Decapoda; Portunidae
Product: putative nuclease HARBI1
Exons: 2
Coding region: 1-789 (262 amino acids)
Source: RefSeq, a predicted model, not a curated record